AUGCCAACUCCGCACACACCGGGCAGACACAGGAUUCGAACCCCCAACCACGGAGCCUCCUUCCUUCAGCCUCCUUCCGUCCGCCUCAUUCCUUCACCCUCCUUCCUUCAGCCUCCUUCCGUCCGCCUCCUUCCGUCCACAUCUUUCCAUCCGCCUCCUUCCUUCAGCCUCGUUCCGUCCGAUUCCUUCCAUCCACCUCCUUCCAUACGAUUCCUUCCUUCCGCCUCCUCUCGUCCGCCUCCUUCCUCAGCCUCCUUCCGUCCGCCUCCUUCCUUCAGCCUCCUUCCUUCAGCAUCCUUCCAUCCGCCUCCUAUCUUCCGCCUCCUCUCGUCCGCCUCCUUCCUCAGCCUCCUUCCGUCCGCCUCCUUCCUUCAGCCUCCUUCCUUCAGCAUCCUUCCAUCCGCCUCCUAUCUUCCGCCUCCUUCCGUCUGCCUCCUUCCUUCAGCCUCCUUCCGUACGAUUCCUUCCAUCCACCUCCUUCCAUACGAUUCCUUCCUUCCGCCUCCUCUCGUCCGCCUCCUUCCUCAGCCUCCUUCCUUCGGCCUCCUUCCUUCGGCCUCCUUCCGUCUGCCUCCUUCCGUCCGCCUCCUUCCUCAGACUCCUUCCCUCAGACACCUUCCGUCCGCCUCCUUCCCUCAGCCUCCUUCCGUCCGCCUCCUUCCGUCCGCCUCCUUCCUUCAGCCUCCUUCCAUCCGCCUCCUUCCUUCAGCCUCCUUCCAUCCGCCUCCUUCCUUUAGCCUCCUUCCUCAGCCUCCUUCCUUCAGCCUCCUUCUGUCAGCCUCCUUCUCCUCCUUCCUUCCGCCUCCUUCCGUCUGCCUCCUUCCUUCCGUCUCCUUCCUUCCGUCUCCUUCCUUCAGCCUCCUUCCGUCCGCCUCCUUCCUUCAGCCUCCUCCGUCCGCCUCUUUUCUUCAGCCUCCUUCCUUCAGCCUCCUUCCGUCCGCCUCCUUCCAUACAAUUCCUUCCUUCAGCCUCCUUCCUUCAGCCUCCUUCCGUCUGCCUCCUUCCUUUAGCAUCCUUCCGUCCACCUCCUUCCAUACAAUUCCUUCCGUCCGCCUUCUUCUGUCCGCCUCCUUCCUUCAGCCUCCUUCCGUCCGCAUCCUUCCUCAGCCUCCUUCCGUCCGCCUCCUACCAUACGAUUCCUUCCUUCCGCCUCCUCCUGUCCGCCUCCUUCCGUCCGCCUCCUUCCUCAGCCUCCUUCCUUCAGCCUCCUUCCUUCAGCCUCCUUCCGUCCGCCUCCUUCCUUCAGCCUCCUUCCGUCCGCCGUCUUCCGUCUGCCUCCUUCCAUACGAUUCCUUCCGUCAGCCUCCUUCAGUCCGCUUCCUUCCUUCAGCCUCCUUCUGUCCGCCUCCUUCCAUCGGCCUCCUUCCAUACGAUUCCUUCCGUCCGCCUCCUUCCUCAGCCUCCUUUAGUCCGCCUCCUUCAAUCUGCUUCCUUCCUUCAGCGUCCUUCCGUCAGCCUCUUUCCGUCCGCCUCCUUCCUCAGCCUCUUUCCGUCCGCCUCCUUCCUCAGCCUCUUUCCGUCCGCCUCCUUCCGUACGAUUCCUUCCAUACGAUUCCUUCCGUCCGCCUCCUUCAAUCUGCUUCCUUCCAUCAGCCUCCUUCCGUCCGCCUCCUUCCGUAUGAUUCCUUCCGUCCACCUCCUACCUUCGGACUCCUUCCGUCCUCCUCCUUCCGUCCGCCUCCUUCCGUCCGCCUCCUUCCUCAGCCUCCCUCCGUCAGCCUCCGUCCGUCUGCCUCCUUCCUUCACCCUCCUUCCGUCCGCCUCUUUCCGUCCGCCUCCUUCCGUCCGCCUCCUUCCGUCACCUUCCUUCCGUCCGCCUCCUUCCGUCAGCCUCCUUCCCACCGCUUCCUUCCUCAGCCUCCUUCCGUCCUCCUCCUUCUGUACGAUUCCUUCCGUCCGCCUCCUUCCAUAUGA
Messenger RNA from Ictalurus punctatus (channel catfish), 1914 nucleotides. RefSeq lists its product as uncharacterized. Bases 1 to 1914 code for a protein of 637 amino acids. Lineage: Eukaryota; Metazoa; Chordata; Actinopteri; Siluriformes; Ictaluridae. The record is from RefSeq and is a predicted model, not a curated record. The transcript has 3 exons.